This is a messenger RNA of Rhododendron vialii, 2880 nucleotides long. RefSeq names its product DNA mismatch repair protein MSH4. Gene Ontology annotation, biological process: reciprocal meiotic recombination; mismatch repair. Bases 223 to 2703 code for a protein of 826 amino acids. Gene Ontology annotation, molecular function: mismatched DNA binding; ATP-dependent DNA damage sensor activity; ATP binding. The transcript is spliced from 24 exons. Lineage: Eukaryota; Viridiplantae; Streptophyta; Magnoliopsida; Ericales; Ericaceae. Gene Ontology annotation, cellular component: nucleus. The record is from RefSeq and is a predicted model, not a curated record.
UGGGGUGAAUAGUUUUCAAGAAACCCAAACCAGUUCAUUAAAAAGUCCCCGCUAAGUGUACCCAGCUGUAUUUCUCAAGCAGGUGCGCAUUUUAAGAAAACCGUGCGCACCUGGAGCAAGGUUAGAUCCAAGAGGAAGCGUCUCUGCAAAUGACAAUAGGACCAGUUUGGCGCGCAUCUCUAAAUUUGUACACUCGUUGAUCAGUACUGAGGGUGGAGUCCAAUGGAAGACGACGCAGCAGAGCGAUCGUGCUUUGUAAUCGGUUUGAUUGAGAAUAGAGCAAAGGGGGUUGGAGUGGCUGCCUUUGACUUGAGGUCAGCUUCGCUCCAUCUGUCUCAAUACAUUGAAACUAGCAGUUCAUAUCAGAACACAAAGACAUUACUGCAAUUUUAUGACCCAAUGGUGAUUGUUGUUCCACCUAAUAAGUUUGCGCCUGAUGGUAUGGUUGGAGUCUCGAUACUAGUGGACAGAUUUUAUUCAUCGAUUAAGAAGGUCGUAAUGGCUCGUGGUUGCUUUGACGACACCAAGGGAGCUGUGCUGGUUAAAAAUAUAGCAGCCAAGGAACCAUCGGCACUCAGUUUGGAUACUUACUACAAGCAAUAUUAUCUCUGCUUGGCUGCAGCUUCUGCAACUAUCAAGUGGACUGAAGCAGAGAAAGGCGUCAUCAUUACAAACCACUCGUUGUUGGUUACUUUUAACGGAUCAUUUGACCACAUGAAUAUUGAUGCCACUAGCGUCCAGAACUUGGAAAUUAUUGAUACGCUGCAUUCUGCUCUAUGGGGAACAAGCAACAAAAAGAGAAGUCUAUUCCACAUGCUGAAGACAACAAGAACUGUUGGAGGGACUAGACUUCUCCGGGCCAAUCUUUUGCAGCCGCUAAAAGAUAUUGAAACUAUCAAUGCUCGACUUGAUUGCUUGGAUGAAUUGAUGAGCAAUGAGCAACUAUUCUUCGGUCUCUCCCAGGUUCUUCGUAAGUUUCCGAAAGAAACCGAUAGGGUCCUUUGUCAUUUUUGCUUCAAGCCAAAGAAAGUUACGAAUGAGGUCUUGGGCAUUGAUAAUGCUAGAAAGAGCCAAAUUUUGAUUUCAAGUGUUAUUCUCCUUAAAACUGCUCUGGAUGCAUUGCCGCUAUUGUCAAAGGUGCUCAAGGAUGCAAACAGUUUUCUUCUUGGAAAUGUUUACAUAUCAGUAUGCAAGAAUGAUAAAUAUGCUUCAAUAAGAAAAAGAAUUGGAGAAGUUAUUGAUGAAGAUGUGCUUCAUGCACGGGUUCCUUUUGUUGCGCAAACACAACAGUGUUUUGCUGUUAAGGCUGGAAUAGAUGGACUACUUGAUAUUUCAAGGAGGUCAUUUUGUGACACCAGUGAAGCUAUACACAACCUUGCAAACAAAUAUCGUGAAGAUUUCAAGUUUCCAAAUUUGAAAAUCCCGUUUAACAAGAGGCAGGGAUUUUACUUUAGCAUUCCACAUAAGGACAUAAAAGGAAAGCUUCCAAGCAAGUUUAUUCAGGUUAUGAAACACGGGAACAAUGUGCACUGUUCAACUCUGGAACUUGCUUCAGUGAGUUUUGCUACAACCAAUUAUCAUGUCCUUCAUACACAGUUUUUAGUCUAUGGACUGCAAAUGGAACUACUCAGAAUCUGGGACUACAAAAAUUCACAAUUAAAUGUGAGGAACAAGUCUGCUGCUGCUGAAUGCUAUAUACGGACAGAACUUUGUCUGGAAGCCCUAGUGGAUGCCAUACGGGAGGAUGUCUCUAUGCUUACCCUGCUCGCUGAGGUCCUAUGCCUUCUAGAUAUGAUUGUGAACUCAUUUGCUCAUACCAUAACCACUAAGGCUGUUGAUCAAUAUAUUAGGCCUCAAUUUACAGAUAAUGGCCCAUUGGCAAUUGAUGCUGGGAGACACCCUAUCCUCGAAAGCAUACACAAUGACUUCAUUCCCAACAAUACCUUCCUUUCAGAAGCGUCAAACAUGAUAAUUGUCAUGGGCCCAAACAUGUGUGGGAAAAGUACUUAUCUUCAACAGGUGUGUCUGAUAGUCAUCCUCGCUCAGAUUGGUUGUUAUAUUCCUGCCCAGUACGGGACUAUAAGGGUAGUUGAUCAUAUAUUUACAAGGAUGGGAGCUGUGGACAAUCUUGAGUCGAACUCUAGCACGUUUAUGACAGAGAUGAAAGAGACGGCCUUUAUAAUGCAGAAUGUCUCUCAAAGGAGUCUGAUCGUUAUGGAUGAACUGGGAAGGGCUACUUCUUCAUCUGAUGGAUUUGCAAUUGCAUGGAGCUGCUGUGAGCAUCUUUUACCACUCAAAGCGUAUACCAUAUUUGCCACUCACAUGGAAAACCUAUCAGAAUUAGCUACCAUCUACCCCAAUGCCAAAAUUCUUCACUUUCAUGUUGAUGUCAAAAGCAAUCGGUUGGAUUUCAAGUUUCAACUCAUGGACGGACCGCGACGUGUACCGCACUAUGGUCUUCUGUUAGCAGGAGUGGCUGGUCUACUGAGCUCAGUAGUUGAAACAGCCAGAAGCAUCACAGCAAGGAUUACAGAAAAGGAAGUUAAGAGAAUGGAAGUAAACUGCAUGCAGUAUCGUGAUAUCCAGAUGGUCUACCGUGCUGCUCAACGGCUGAUAUGCUUGAAAUACUCCAGCCAAGACGAAGAUUCAAUCAGAGAAGCACUGCAGAAUCUUAAAGAGAGCUAUAUAAAUGGAAGCCUUUAAGGGGUCGGCAACAACCUAUUACCAGUAUCAUCUUGUGCUAAAUGUAUAAAGCUUUGCGAAUGACAAUAUGAAUGUAUUUCUAGAGUUGCCAUUUGGAAGUGAUUUCUGCGAGAUGGUGUUGGCGUUUGCUGCCAUCUGCUAAAAAGGGCAGGGAGGAAUUAAGAGAGAGACGGGAUA